CUCGUGAAAAUCAGUUGAGGAAGAAGCUAGUUACGAAUUGCUUUCAGUGUCCAUGCAUUGACUUUUAUGGGAACAUCGACCUCUCCAACAUGGCCGCCAUAUGGGCACGUACGUUAGCUGAGAUGCAAUCUUGCGCUAGCCUAGCUCCACGGUCUUACUGAUGGCCUCCCCCGGUUGCCAAAGUCGAUAGCGAUCGUUUCAUUGGCCGUUGAGGUGCCUUGAAUGCCGCUCCUCGUGAUUGGCUGUGUGGCAAGGGGCGGGUUUAUUUUCGUCGAUUAUUGGUGGAUAGAUUGGCCAAGUAGGCGCGUCUACGUUUGAAAAGUAAGCCGCAGUGACGUUUACGGUGAAGCUAAUGGAGCUAAGCUAAACCGCGCUGCAUUCGAGGCGAGUAGAACCCAAAGUCAACAGUUGGCAGUUUUUUUUAUGUCAAACUUCGGCGACAUGGCGGAGCGCCCGGACUGCGGCGGUUCCCUCCACGCUGCCAAGAGGAGGUCAGCAGCGGGCAGCGAGAGCCGUCACAAGAGCUCCGGAAGCCGCCGGGUCAAACUGGAGAAAGUUCUGGGCAUCAGCACGGCCAGCGGCAGCGCUUUGGCGUCCGACCCCAACUCCGGGCUCGUCGCCUAUCCUGCGGGGUGUGUGGUCGUGUUGCUCCACCCGCAGAUCAACAAACAAAGCCACAUCAUCAACAUGUCCAGAAAACCUUUCAGCGCUUUGGCCUUCUCCUGUGAUGGCAAACAUCUGGUCACCGGGGAGCGUGGUCACCUGCCGUGCGUGCGGGUGUGGCAGGUGGACGAUGGCGUGGAGGCGGCCGAUGUCCAGAAUCACAAGUGCGGCGUUUCCUGCGUGGCGUUCUCCACGGGUGGCGCCUACGUGGUCUCCGUGGGAGACCAGUACGACAUGAACGUGUGCGUGUGGGACUGGCGGAAGGGCUCCAUCCUGGCCUCCAACAAAGUGUCCAGCAGCGUGUCGGCCAUUUCCUUUUCCGAGGACGGCAGCUACUUUGUUACGGCCGGCAAAAGACAUGUCCGGUUUUGGUACCUGGACGCCUCCAAGGAGCGGCGGGGCACCGGCACGGCGCCUCUGAUGGGUCGCUCGGGGUUGCUGGGCGACCACCGGCAGGCCGUCUUCUGCGGGGUGGCGUGCGGUCGUGGCCCCGCGGCGGCCGCCACCUACGCCGUCACGCGGUCCGCCCUCCUGUGUCGCUUCGACGCCGCUCGGCAGCUGGAAGCCUGGGUGCGCCUCAAGGCGUCGUGCGCGUGUAGCGUGGAGGUGACGGAGGACUUUGUGUUUUGCGGUUGUUCGGACGGUUUGGUGCGGGUUUUCUCGCCGUCGGACCUGCGUUACAUCACCACCCUGCCCUACCCGCACCGCCUGGGGGUGGAGCUUAUGCUGCCCAGCCCGUCGGGUUCCAGGCCGAGCCGUUAUCCCGAUGCGGUGGCUCUGACCUUUAACCCCAGAGCACGACAUCUGACCUGCGUGUACGCCGACCGCAGCGUUUACGUUUGGGACGUCGGCCAGCUCAGGAACGCCAACCAGAUCCACACAGCCCUCUACCACAGCGCCCCUGUGUGGAACAUACAGGUGUGUCCAGAGCAGUCCGAUGCGUCUCGGGCCCGUCUGCCGCCGUCUUCGUUCCUCACGUGUUCGUCAGACAACACCAUCAGGCUGUGGCACGCCGACUCCGCCGCGCCGUACAACAACCUCUAUAGCGCCGUAGCGCGCGCGCAGGACCCGCUGAGGAUUUUACACGUGGGGGACAACGCUCCGGCAGACCGGGAGGAUAAGUCGGAGGCCUCUGACGACAGGUCCGCCGUCAGAGUGCUGCGCCUCGGUCCCGACGGGCGACGGCUGGCCACCGGAGACCUCUGCGGAAUCCUGCGUAUCUUUGAUUUGGAGUUUCUGGACGAGCUGGUGAAGAUUGAGGCGCAUGACUCUGAGGUUUUGGCCCUGGAGUUCUCGCCGUCCUCUGCAGGCGUGAAGCUACUCGCCAGUGCCGGCAGGGACCGACUCGUUCGAAUCUUCAACCUGGACCGCGACUUCCGUCUGGAGCAGACCAUCGCCGACCACUCCGCGCCCGUCGUCGCCGUCAAGUUCGCAGGCGACGGCGCGCACAUCCGCCUGGUAAGCUGCGGGGCCGACAAGAGCGUCUACUUCUACUCUUACGUGCGCGAACCUCAUCGAACGGCGGAGGGGGGCGUGUCCUUCCGCAGGACGCAGCAAGCGGUGGAAAAGACGGCGCUGCACGACAUGGACGCGGACUCGUCCAGGACGCACGUGGCCGUCGCCUGUCAGGACAGAAACGUCCGGGUGUACAGCGUGGAGACGGGAAAGCUGAAGAAAUGUUUGAAGGACCCCACAAGCAAAGGAGGAGCUUUGCUGAAGGUCGAAACGGUCGACUGCACGGUGAACUCGGUUCAUCGCGCGUUCCGCGGCCGAGAGGCGAAAAUCUGUCAAAUCAGUCCACGUGGAUCCGACCGGCUCCUUCGUGGCCACCUGCUGCUCCGACAAGAACAUCAGCAUCUUGGACUACCGGUCCGGCGAGCGCGUCGCCGCCCUGUUUGGGCAUUCAGAGCCGGUGACGUGCUUGCGGUUCAGCGCCGACUGCGCGCACCUGAUCAGCGCGUCGGGAGACGGUUGUGUGUUUGUGUGGCGGCUGGACUCCCGCAUGACCGCCGCCAUGAUGAUGAAGAAAGGGGCCCCGAUGAAGAGCGUCGUCGCCGGCGUCGGGUGAGCGGCGCGCCGCCUCGCUCGCACGCGGCGUUCUCCCAUGGCUCACUCUGCGCGGCCGCUCGUUUCAGGCGGGAAACCUUCGUCGUCGGGCCGUCCCGUGGGGACGAGGAGCGCCGAACGCCGUCCAGACCGGACCCCGAAGGUGCUCCCCAAAUACGCACUAAUGGGAAGAUGCCCACGUGGUUCCGGAAAUUGCAGGGCGAGGCGGCGGUCUCCUCGUACGUCCCGUCGGACGCGGAACCCGUUCCGGUGCGGAAUCGUUGGCUGGAAAAGAGUCCCCUCGUCAUCCUGGACUACUCUCCGAGUUCUACCGAAGACGAGGACGGGGACGGGGACGGGGCGGACGAAGACGAAGACGAGGACUUUCAGCCGCAGAGUCUGGAAAGCCGGCUGAGGGACGAGGAAGACGCUGUGCCGAAGGUGAGCUCGGCGGGCCGGAGGAUCACGGGCGGCGUCGUCUCCGGGUGCCGGUGUCGCGCGGCGGGAGUCGGGAGCCGGACCGGCUCCCCCCUUCGUCCCGACGGCGCGACCUGCGACCUUCGACGUGACGACCCGUCUGCCGUCCUUCGCGGCGAAAGCGGCGCGACCUCCGCCCUUCGCAGUGCGACUGAGCUUGUGGCCACGCCCCCUACGUUGAUGUCAACGCCGUGUUCCGGGAGAGGCGGCGGGCGGCGUUGACCGAGCCGUGCUUCCGCCAUCGUCACGGACGCUGUGAAGACGUUUGGCUUUUUCACGUGGUCCUCUGCACCUGAAUUUGCUUUUAGUUACAAUUUCUUCAAUAAAGGUUGUCCGAUGUU
Phycodurus eques (leafy seadragon) is the source of this 3527-nucleotide messenger RNA. Its product is annotated as mitogen-activated protein kinase-binding protein 1-like. The transcript is spliced from 22 exons. Lineage: Eukaryota; Metazoa; Chordata; Actinopteri; Syngnathiformes; Syngnathidae. Gene Ontology annotation, biological process: mitotic spindle organization; neurogenesis; regulation of mitotic cell cycle. The record is from RefSeq and is a predicted model, not a curated record. Gene Ontology annotation, molecular function: protein binding. Gene Ontology annotation, cellular component: mitotic spindle. The coding region runs from base 424 to 3408 and encodes 994 amino acids.